UUUCUAAAUGUCAUUGCUUGUCAAAUGUCAACGCAACAACGCAAGCUGUGUGUAUUUUAUUUUCAAAAUAAACUAACAUAAAUUUUAUGUGAAAAUGGCUGAGAAGCCGCCAGAAGAGGGCUACAUAUCGGUCGUAGACGAAGAGCCAGAAAUAUUUGAGUUGUUAAAAUGGGACUCUUCGCACACUCAAAAGCCGCAAGAGCCGAGACCCGUAGAGAAACCUAAAAGCCCCGAAAAAAAAGUAAUGAAGAGUCAAGAGUCGGAUCCUUUCGAGUUAAGCGACAGUGCGUUUAUAGAGUCGUAUAGGUUGUCAAAGGAGCUGGCGCGGUGUCUCUGCGAGGAACUCAAGCCUGUGAUGCCGGACUCUACCAAGUCCAUAGAGUUCUCAGUGGAGAGUAAGGUAAUGGCCGCCUUAUCCUUCUACGCCACAGGAAAGUACCAGAAGUCAAUAGGUGGUAAGACCGACCCUAAUAUCACCCAGUACUUUGUGUCCACUGCAGUGAUGCAGGUCACGGAGGCCAUGAACCACCCCACCAUUGUCAAGAAAUAUAUACAUUUCCCACAUUUGAGGAAUGAGAGGGACAAUAUAAAGGCUAGGUUCUACAUGAAAUACGGUAUCCCCAAUGUGGUGGGGUGUGUGGAGUGCACACACGUGCCUAUAGCGCGGCCGGACGACGACCAGAAGAGCCACUUCAAUAAGUCCUACCACUCCAAGAAAGUGCAGAUUAUCAGCAACAGCGACCUAAUAAUAACGAGUGUGGACGCGACGCCGGGCGGGUCGAUGUCACACGACGCGAUCCUAAAGCGGCAUGCGGUCAAAGUGGACCUCGACAGCCUCAACAACUCCGGGGAACAGUGCUGGCUUAUUGGGGGACCCCACUACACACAGAAAACCUACAUAAUGACACCAAUCCCGAAAAUAACAAAGAAAUCCCCGGUCUCACCAGAAAAGUAUUACACGAAUGUUCACGCGCAAACACUAACCGCGGCGACAGAGACUAUAAAACAGUUGAAAAGCAGGUGGAAAUGUCUCCAAGCGACUUGCAACAAACAGUUCGACCCCCCAACAGUCACCAUGAUGAUUGUGGCCUGUUGUGUGCUCCACAACAUCUGCAACAGGCAUGGUUUGCCAGUAAUUCCUAUGACACAGACAGAAGAACGCCUCGAAGCCAUGAAGCAAAAAGUGGCUAAUGGUCCCAUUCCUAGGAAGCAAGUGGAAGACCAGAAUGGAAUCCAGUUCCGAGCUAGACUAGUAGAAAGACUGUGGAACGAGAGGCGAGUGCUUCCAGAUACAACUGGACCUAAGAAACGCAUGGCGAAGAAGGACAGGAUAGUGGAGAACCAUCAACCCCAACAGCAGCCGGUGAUGACCCAAGCCCAGCCCAGCCAUGUGCAGAUCCCGUUGGUAGCUCAUCCACACGUGUUGGAGCACCCUUCGAUGCAUGACGACGCGAGUAAAAGGCCCAGGAUUUUAACCAUGACUACCCCCACUUAUGGGCUCAAUGUACCACCAGUGUGGGGACACUAUCCUCAGCAUUAAAAUAAGACUGAGAUAAAAUGAGAUUUCUUUCACGCGUUUCGUGCGCUAUUCUAUUACUUUAGUUGUACUAACUGUUGGAUGUGAAUUCAAAUUGAAUGCCUCAUAAACUAUUGGCGAUUCGACGAAUAACUUGGCUAAUAGAUAUGACUAUGAAAUUAUAGUAACGAAUACAUACGAUUAAGCUAUUUACAUACUUGUGUUCAUGGCUAUUCGUCUGUACUCCACAAGUAUCUAAAUUAGGGAUAAAAAAAAGUAUACAAUACUUGGUAUAUAUUUGUUUGUCUCAGAUCAUAAACAACCAGUCUCCUAAGUAUUAAACCUCGUGAAAGAAAUCUCAUGGAUAGAGAUGUCAAUAAUACGACAGGUUUAUGGCAGUCUUCCGGUCAAUGUUAGCGUCACAACCAAUCACCGCUGGACAUAUUGUGACGUCACCUUGAACAUAGAGAAUUAAUACACGUUCCUACACAACUGUCAAGCCAUCGGACACAUAAAUGUGAAAAAGAUAAGUGAUCAUUCGCCCAGACAUAAAAAGUGCGUACGUAAAGAGCGCACGCAAACCAUACGAGUGUAGACCGCACAGUCGCUUUGUCUCUUUCUACAAAGUAAUUUUGUGGCGGCUUUUUGUUUGUUAGUCUAUUCGAGUAUGACUAACACUGACGCUUCCAAUACGGCGUUGGCAGUUGGAUGUAUGACGCUUGACACAACGAUCGUAUCUAGAUGUUUUCAUAGAAGUUAUGUUUAAGUGUUCCAGCGUUAAGGGCGUUAUUGUGUUAUGAAUCUCGUAUUGUGAGCAAUUAUUUGCAACUUAUAUUUUUAUUAGUAACAUUGUGGUAUGAUUUUAUAACCCUAUCUUUGACCCAAAAAGGGUACUUGAAUUGUGGAAUCUAUUUACUUUUAAGUAUGCUGUUUAUUGCUUUGCUAUAAUUUUAAGGAAAGAUAAAACCUGCCCUUAUUGUUCUAUAAGUGGUUUAGCAUGGCAUUUUAUCAUCAACCACUAGAAGAUGAGGUGAGCUUUGUUCUUUUACACUACAGAGGUAAACAGAUACAUGUAUUGGCAUAUUAGCUCGAUCUCUUUCUACAGAAUAAUUAAUUAUGUGUGGAAUAGCAGACUUACCUUAAAAUAUAUAAUUUUGUUCGCACAUUAAACUGGCUUAGUUACGAUAUAUGCUAGGAUUAUGUUAGAUGAUUAAGUCGAUUCUCAAACAAGUACUCCAGUUUUUUUUCACCUUGUAAAAUUGUGGUCUAUUGGUCCAGCGGCAGCUUACUUGUUAUGAACGAGAAGUUCCGGCAAAAUGUUAUACUAGGCAACUAAAUUUUGUGUUAACGUGAGUUGCUUGGAAAUGAUAUUUGUUAUGGGACAUCUUAUCACAUAAAAUGGUAAAUAUUAGCUAGGUGAAAAGUGGUCAUACUAGCUGAUUUUGACUACGGCUUCAGGAAUAAAGGCAGGUUAAGUUUUGUUUAUGCCCUAAUAAUAAUGCAAUUGCAUUAUGUACAGUCGGCCACUAAAGUAUCUGAACAAAUUAAAAACUUCAAAGUGCAUACACUCACUUCAGUUAAAAUAUUUUUUCUUUAUCUAAAAUAAAGUAAAUUCUUUGAAGUUUAAUGGCGCUGACUGUAUAUAUAAAAUACUAUUGACUGAGCCUUUUAUUGACGUAGUCACGUUUAAAAUCCGUGACGGAAUAACAAUACACGACAUAAUGCCUGCACAUAAAAGCAACUGAUAAUUUAGAUAAAAUAUGAUAUAACGAAAUGCUGACCACAGCAAAAAACAGGAUUCACCAACAUGAUGGUUCCAACAUGUGCAGAAAUAUGUAUAAAGUAUUAAGUGAUGAAAAUAAACAAAAUAGUGUUGCUGUUACUUCCAUAAAUGUUACAUCUAGGCAAGAGUAUAGUACUGUUGGUAAGAGUAGGUAUUUUAAGUACUUGCAACGUAUUCUUUUAGAAAAAUAUACUUUAGAAAAUAUGUUAGAACCAACUACAAAUUCUAUGCAAUCACUGAAACAUUUAAAUUUAAUAUUUAAUUGAAUGAGUCACCGGUGACCCAUACAUUAAUAAAUAAUAUGAUUUUUAGAAAUAAAAGGGUAUUCUAUGGGCGCGGGACGCCUAAAGCUAUAAGUAUUUGAAUGUAAUUAUCCUAUCUGAUAAAAAUGAAAUAAUUGGCCGCCAGAAUAGGGAAAUGAAAGGUUUUCUAUAUUGUACAUAUAACAUUUUUUAUUCAUUUUUAAAUCCGUUGAUUUAUCGAUACAGUUGUAGAUAUAAGAUUUUACAUUGACACGUAGUUUAUGUUAUGUACAGAAUGAUAAUAAAAUUAUUGAU
Molecule: messenger RNA, 3856 nt
Organism: Manduca sexta (tobacco hornworm)
Lineage: Eukaryota; Metazoa; Arthropoda; Insecta; Lepidoptera; Sphingidae
Product: putative nuclease HARBI1
Exons: 5
Coding region: 95-1540 (481 amino acids)
Source: RefSeq, a predicted model, not a curated record